Fraxinus pennsylvanica is the source of this 1155-nucleotide messenger RNA. Lineage: Eukaryota; Viridiplantae; Streptophyta; Magnoliopsida; Lamiales; Oleaceae. The record is from the annotation of a GenBank genome assembly.
AUGGAAUCCCAUUCUCUGAGGAUAUUAUUAUCUCUUACAGUAAUCUUAUCACUUUUUAUUCCAAAUCCAGUAUAUGCUAAAACCAUUUGUGAGUUUCCAGCUAUAUUCAACUUCGGCGACUCGAAUUCUGAUACCGGUGGCUUGUCCGCGGCAUUCGGCCAGGCUUGGCCGCCCAAUGGAGAGUCAUACUUCCAUGGACCGGCAGGGCGGUACUGUGACGGCAGGCUGGUCAUUGAUUUUAUUGCUGAGAGCUUAAGACUACCAUAUUUGAACGCUUUCCUUGAUGCAUUAGGCUCAAAUUUCAGCCAUGGUGCCAAUUUCGCGACUGCCGGUUCAACCAUUAGACCCCAAAACACGACUUUACAGCAGAGCGGUUUUAGUCCCAUUUCAUUAAACGUACAAUAUUAUCAAUUCAAUGAUUUUCAACAUAGAUCUCAGAUUAUCCGAAGUAAAGGGGGAGUUUUCAAGGAAUUAUUGCCAAAGGAUGUCGAUUUUUCACGUGCCUUGUACACAUUUGAUAUUGGCCAAAAUGAUUUAUCUGCUGGUUAUUUCCUCAACAUGAGCACUGAUCAAGUUAGAGCAUAUGUUCCUGAUGUACUAGAUCAAUUCAAAACCGUUAUUAAGUAUAUACAUGAUCAUGGAGGUAGGUCGUUUUGGAUACACAACACCGGACCUGUUGGUUGUCUACCGUAUAUUCUGGACCGUCUUCCAAUCACUGCCGGACAAGUCGAUAAGGCUGGAUGUGCGGCCCCUUUUAACGAGGUGGCUCAAUAUUUCAACCGCGAGUUGAAGAAGGCUGUGAUUCGUCUUCGAAAGGAUUUUCCAUUAGCAGCCUUCACUUACGUUGAUGUCUAUUCAGUCAAGUACGAGCUCAUCAGUCAAGCAAAGAAGUAUGGUUUCGUCCACCCUCUACGAGCUUGUUGUGGGCAUGGAGGGAGAUACAACUACAAUGUAAAUCAUGGUUGUGGAAGCAAAAUGGAAGUGAAUGGGAAAGAAAUAAUGGUGGGAAAAUCAUGCAAGGAUCCAUCAGUUACGAUAAAUUGGGAUGGAGUACACUAUACUCAGGCUGCAAACAAAUGGAUUUUUGAUCAAAUUGUGAAUGGCUCAUUUUCAGAUCCACCAAUUCCCUUGAAGAUGGCUUGCUACAGGCAAUAA